Linnemannia hyalina is the source of this 1125-nucleotide messenger RNA. The record is from the annotation of a GenBank genome assembly. Lineage: Eukaryota; Fungi; Mortierellomycota; Mortierellomycetes; Mortierellales; Mortierellaceae.
AUGCUACUGCUACUGAAUCCGCCCACCGCACUUGCCGAACCUCUUCCUGCAUUCAACUUUGCUAAGCGUGACAACACAGUUUAUGUCACUGUCACUGAAUACAGAUACGUUGCUGAACGUCCUGCACCGACCAACGUUCCUCACGCUGCCUCUGUUGCACUUAUUGCUCCGCCUGCUCGCGUGGCAUCGCUUCUUGUUGCCUUCGUACCUCCUACACCUCGACCAAACCCCAACCCCAAUGCCAUGGCAAAUAUGGCUCGCCCUGCUCCAAUUGCCCCUGCUGCAUUGGUCCCACCUCUUGCCCCCGUUGCCCAACCUGCCAUUACUAUACCCGCACCCGUCCCCGCCGCUGCUUGGACUCCACCUGCCGAUGAUGCGCUUACCUACACAUCCUAUGCCGGCUUGUUGUCGACCUUGGCUCCUGCAUUUUACCCCACACCGCUGAACUCAGCGGCGGUUCCUUCCCGUACCAUUUCUUCUCCCAUGCCCCAACAACAACCUCCACCUCCUCCAGCCCCUGUAGCACAUGCUCCAACCCUUCACACGGUUCCGACUCCCCUCGUGGCUCCUACCGUGGAGGCUAAUCCGAACACACCCAUCCUCUCCUCUCCUGAAUCAGUUGCACCAAGUCCCACUCUUUCAGCGUCAUCGGCUGUCCCAAUGGAAAAGGAAAAGGAAUUGACAGCUGCACACACAACGUUGCCGGCGACUGCUGCGCACUCCUCUGACUCAACCUCAUCGUCAUUCAUCGAUUCAGCCAGCGUCUCGAAAGAAGAUACCACCUCGUUGUCUUCUACCACUACCAGCACCACCACGCACGAUGUGACCGUCUCAACCACGACCACGACGCGCGGUGACACAACCAGCACCAGAACCACUGUUGGCACCGACGGCACUACAACAGUCCUGACCGAGUAUCCAACCUCGACACGACGUACUACUACUAGCACAUCGGGUGUAGAGGCGAAGUGGUCACGCAUGCAAGGUGGCCGACAGGAUCCAAGUGUUGGAUCGGUGGUGGGUUAUCUGGCUGGACUUUUGAUCCCCGAGGCCCGAUGGUCGAUGACCGCGACUGCAAUGAUCGUGGCCAUGGCCCUCCCCGGCGCAGUGGCCUUGCUUGUUUAG